GCGGAGUGAGGCUGCGCUCCUCCGUGCUCGUGCUUCGCUAACUGGCCCGCUCGCUAGUGAUCGUCUUGGCACUCAAUGAAGGGAUCUUGGCUUGUGCGUUCUCAUGGACACUUCAAGUGAGUUGUUCGUCGGAUAAGGCCAUCGCAGAAGAGGAGGAGAAGGGAAAAUGACGAGGGUGUUAUCGACUAGUUUGGCCACAGUGUUAGCGGCGGUGACCCUGCUCGCGCACUCUAGCCAUGCCAAAGGAUCUUCGGCCAACACCGGUCGGGGAAUUCUCCUGGAAAGCGGUCUGGACGGCAAAGGUCGGGGAAUUCUCCUGGACAGCGGUCUGGACGGCCUGGCGGGAAAAGAGUCCAUCGAGGAGCUGGACCUCCUGCAGGGCAUCGCCGUGCCCUUCGGCGACCCCACCACCCAGUACUUCGUCACGGGCUUCGACGGCUUCCCGGCUUUCGGCUUCAAGGCUGGCGCCAGCAUCAAGCAUCCCUACCGACUCUUCCUGCCGGAGAGACUCUACAGGCAGUUCUCGAUCCUCGUUGCCGUGAAGCCCGACACCGCAGAGCCGAUGUUCCUGUUUGCCGUCGUCAAUCCCCUCGAGAACCUGAUCCAACUCGGGGUCUCCAUCACGCCGGGCAACGCGGGAUCAACCAACAUCUCCCUUUACUACACGGACGGCGAGCGGCACAUGACCUCGCAGACGAUCGCUUCCUUCCUGGUGCCGCAGUUCACCGGCAUCUGGACCAGGUUCGCCUUCAAGGUAACGGAGGACGAGAUCCACCUGUGGUUCAACUGCCAGCUGUCCAACAUGCUCCUGGUCAAGAGGAUUCCGCUGCAGCUGGUGUUCGACUCGGCCUCCACGCUCUACAUCGGCCAGGCAGGCGGCAUCUUCAAGGGCGAGUUCGAGCUGCCUUUAUUAAUAUGGUCGAAAACAGCAUGGACGCCGUUGCUGUGCCGCCGGUCAGGCCAUGCAAAUGCUGAUGCAGAUUCCGUGGUGUGGGUACAACUAUGA
Messenger RNA from Penaeus indicus, 1006 nucleotides. RefSeq names its product collagen alpha-1(XV) chain-like. Lineage: Eukaryota; Metazoa; Arthropoda; Malacostraca; Decapoda; Penaeidae. The record is from RefSeq and is a predicted model, not a curated record. The transcript has 8 exons. Bases 167 to 1006 code for a protein of 279 amino acids.